This is a messenger RNA of Aegilops tauschii subsp. strangulata, 2445 nucleotides long. Lineage: Eukaryota; Viridiplantae; Streptophyta; Magnoliopsida; Poales; Poaceae. The record is from RefSeq and is a predicted model, not a curated record.
UAUCGUCAGUGCAAGUUUCAAACUUCUGUAACUUCAAAUAUAUCAGCUAAAUAAGUAAUGAUUUGCAGCGGGUUUCUUCAAAAUUCUGUAAAGUUUAGAUAUAUCACCUAAAUAUCGUCAGUGCAAGUUUCAAAAUUCUGUAAGUUUCUAUAUAUCAUAAAGAAAAAUCGAUGAGUCACCAUCUGCUUUAUAUUCAUGUUGUCUGCAGCACAAGUAGCAAUGGGGCUGACUGAGAGUGAUCCCUGAACCAUUUCAUUAAAGGCCAUGGUUUCCAAUAAUGCCAAUGCUACUAGAAAGGAACUAGAGGCCAUGAAGCCUCUUAGCUUCUCCAAUUAGCAUGUUUGGCCAGUCCUGAAGCGCCUCCUCAAGCUCUUCGACGAUAACUGGGCGCCCAUCAAGGACAAGAGCUACAACAUCCUUGUUGAUACCACUGGAUGGCAAAAGCAAUGAGCCAAUACCUACCACUACCCGUCAUUACAAUGCCGCCCUUGUACAAGGUUCAAAGACAUUAUACUGAGAAGGAAAGGAGAUGCUACGGUCAGCAGCUUCCUCGUGCCAUCGCGCUCGAUCCAGGAGGUGCUAGCUCAUGCUGGCUGGAACUAGGAUGCAAAAGGGUUGACGGAUCCAUGCCGCACAAGCACUGCGCCAUGCUCAGUCCAACCCCGUGGCUUCAGGGUGGCCGAGUUCGUCGCGACCAUCAGUUCGGAGACCUGCGUCACUACCCGUGUCGCUACCAUGGCCACCUGCAUCACUGCGUGCUCCAUCAACAGCCUCCUGCACAGGGAAAAGCAGCACGAGUAGAGGCGUCUGAGAUGCUCUGUUCUAGCGAGGUGGCUGAUUAUGUUUGUUAGUUUGUAAUACUUUGGCCGCAGUGUACUUAUGUAUCUUUUUCUGGCCAGAGCACGACCAGAGCUUAUGUCAGUACGAGCUUUGAUUGUGAUGGUACUACAAACUAUAUAAAAACACCAGCAAUCCAUUUUUACUGGUACUUACCUUUUAUACAAUUUACAUGUAUUGUGCCCCUAUUACCAACUGUGGUACAAAAAUGCAUUGUGCUCACCAUUUUAUUUCGUCAGUUUGUAAUACUUUAAAGAGAGGAGGUAAAAGUGAACCAUUCGGUUUUGUAUUAUAAAAGAGUGUUAAUGUGAGAAACUUCGAAAACAUCUUGUUUAAUAAGUUCUGCUUGUUCUGUCUAUAGUAUUUAUUGAGCUAAAAAUGCUAUGGUUCAUACAUUCUUGUCGAUCUCGUUUUAAUCGUCCUUGUUUUUGUGAGUUUCUUGAUGCAAGUUUUGUGGUCAGUCCAGAUGGGAGAAGGUGAUCCGUCCAAAGUGUAAUUCUGUGACGUUGACGUCCAAGUUCUACAACUGAUCGAUACAAACAAAAACGGUGGUCCGUUCUACAAAGGAAAAAUGAUUGAAUUAAAAAUAUUGAUCAGUACAAGUUAAAAAUGGUGGUCCGUUCGAAAUUAAAGAAAUGAUAGAAAUUCAACUUGUAAAAGUUCAAGCAAAAAUAAACCCCAUGCAAUUCAAAUGGGAAAAGUACAAGUCGUAAAAUAAGAGAAGUCCAGAACAUCGUUGUAAAAAAUGUUUAGUUCAAAAAAAAGAAUAAAAAACAUUUUUUUUGAAAAAAAUAUCAUUCAGUUCAAUGAUAUAAACCAUGCAAGUAGGUGCGACGAUACAAUAAACCGUUGAAAACUUACGAGCAAAAAUAUUACCCAAAACAGAGCAAAGUCUAGUUAGUAAAAAAUACGCUUAGUACAAACCCAUGCAAACAUCAGUUCAAGUACUCUUUCUUCGGAACCUUCAAAAUUACUCUCCGAAGAAUACAUCAGUACAAACGCACACGAUCAGUACAAGCACUCUGUUUUUUCUGACGAAAAAACAGCACGAUGGGUCUCAUCGUAAUCCAAAUUACUCUUCAACAGUUGUGAAUUUGAGAAAACGUUCAACAUGACUAAGUUUUGUAUUUUCGAUAUCUUUCCAACCGUAUAUUAUUUGCCUCAUUUCGACAAACUUAAAAAAAAAUCGCGUUCGAAAUCAAAUUUGACCGUAUUCGAAUUCUUUUUUAAACCGUAAGGAAUUAGAAAAACAUUUCAAUACGAAAAAGUUGCGCAUUUAUCAUAGCUUUCCAACACCGUAUCAUUUGCAUCAAUCCGACAAACCGUUUGCAAACAAUCGCGAAAAUACAUUUCGCCCAGAAUUUCACCGUUUUCCAAAUUGCUUUUAAAUCGUAUAGAAUUAGAAAAAACAAUAAAUAUAUGGAAGAUGUGGAUUUUCACCAGCUUUCGAACACCAUCUUAUUUGCUCAAUUCCGACAAACCGUUUGAAAAUUGAGUCCAAAAUACGAUUCGCGUUUUUGGUUUUGAAAAGAACGGUUUUUUUUUCAAAACUGCUCUUAAACCAUAAAGAUUUUGCAAAAAAUUCCUAUGUAUUUGUAAUGUAGAUGU